AUGAGCUCGCCUUCGAUGUCAGUCAAGAGUAGCAUCGCUCAGCUGCUUGCUGGGUUUAGCCUCCGAAUGGAUGUCUCGUCAACAGUGGCUACCUGGCUCUCUCUCGCCGUUACGGUGGUAGGGCUGGGCUCCAUUGUCACCCAAUUCGGAACGAUCAUCGAUCAGACUGACCCCUUCCACACCCUGCGAGAUGUACAACACCUGGGCCGCUGGCGGUUCUGGCAGCCACAUGUACCAUGGUAUAGAGUCGUGAAGCCCCCUCUUGUCGGGCCUGUAAUCAACGCCAAUCUGCCAUGCGGGCUCUGUGGCAGAAAGACCGUUCAUGUCAGUCGGCGGCCACUCGCGCAGCCAACAGGUAAGGCUGCAUGGUCUAUCCUGCUCAACGUCAUUCAUCCAUCUUCUACCACCCUGGAACAGCCCUCCCAGACCGGCUCGUUAGUCUCUACCAAAAGCCCCGUCAAGACUGAGCACGUCGUGACCAUCUCGGGAGAACCGCCAGUCCAGCUGCCAACCUGGGAUAGCCUCCCUCGAGGCCCUCUCACCAAGCACAAGCUAACCGCUUGCACGGUCAUCUCUCGCGCAACCCUCAUGGCUCUAUUCACCGUAACCAACGCUCGACCAGUGUUUCGACACAGCGGCGCAUCUGGCCAUCGAGCCGCAUACGCCUCCUACUGCGGACAAUGGUACGUCGAAUGGCCCAUUGGCGACGCCGCACACGUCCACUUCGCGGCACACGAUUCGCACACUCUGAACAAAGACGUCUACCCUCCAACCUUUGAAGUCCGUGUCGACCGCUGUCUGCGCAUGCUAGCCGGUGUCAUCGAAAGCCCCGCGUCCUCUCCACCAUUCAAAUGCGCCUUCCCCGGCCGCAAAGCAUCAGGCAGGUGGGUUCUCGAACACAUCGUGCGAGGCUUUGGCGGCGCCCACGGCAGCAGACACCUCUACAACAUGAUUGGAGGCAACGUCAAUGAAGUCGAUCUUCUAUUAAUGAAGCCAGUCACCGAGGACAAUGCCUACGACCUAUCUUCAGAGCUACAUUCCAGUUUCACCACUCUAUCCCUCCCCAGUACCGAAUCCAACCCCCGCCACCAAUCCACUACCACCACUACCACCCACUCCGUAACCCUACACAUCCCACCCCACGAAGCCACCAUUCUCAACACCUGCCUCGACUACCUCCCAUGGUCCUCCCUCUCAUGGUCUAUCCACCGCGGCCUCCGCGACAUCCUCCUCGCCUUCGCCAAACCUCGCAUGAACCACUACCGCGCCCAACUCGCCCAUACCCUCCGCACCACCGUCUCCACGCACGCAGACUAUCUCAUCGCUCGCGGCUGGGACGCCCAGUUCGUCCACAACGGCAGCAUGGCCGACUUAGCCGCGGGUGCCGUGUUAGCCGGGAGCGGCAAUUCCGGGGACGCAGUGCGCAUCGUCACGGAUAUAGCGGCAGUGUGGUAUGAGGGGCGGAGAAGAAGAAGGACUGGUGAUGGGUUAGAUAGUAUAGUAUCAUUCGAUGAGACCAUGUUCUGGAGAGUUCCUCACCAGCAAGUGGAAGAAGCAGAAGAAGAAGUAGGUGGAGAGAGGGGAGAGUUAAGUUCCAUGGCUGUUGUGGCGCUAGUCAAGUUCUUUGUUCUGGAAUGGAGUGUGGAGUUGGAUUAUCAGAUGUAUCAUGAUUUGCCGUUGGAGUUGUACUUGGGAUGA
Messenger RNA from Aspergillus luchuensis, 1698 nucleotides. RefSeq lists its product as uncharacterized. The transcript has a single exon. The record is from RefSeq and is a predicted model, not a curated record. Lineage: Eukaryota; Fungi; Ascomycota; Eurotiomycetes; Eurotiales; Aspergillaceae. The coding region runs from base 1 to 1698 and encodes 565 amino acids.